This is a messenger RNA of Coffea eugenioides, 2293 nucleotides long. RefSeq names its product CBS domain-containing protein CBSCBSPB3. The coding region runs from base 291 to 1958 and encodes 555 amino acids. Gene Ontology annotation, molecular function: protein binding. The record is from RefSeq and is a predicted model, not a curated record. Lineage: Eukaryota; Viridiplantae; Streptophyta; Magnoliopsida; Gentianales; Rubiaceae. The transcript has 14 exons.
UGACUUUCUGAGAUUCGGCUUCCCAUUUCCGCAGCCAGAAAUUCCCCCGACCAGAGAACACAAUAAACAGAGAAAGAACGAUAGAAAAGAUUAAAAAAAAAAAAUCACAGAAGCAAAAGAGGGUUAGGGCUUCCACGAAAAUUUCCUUCGGAGAUCGAGUAGCCCUAACCCCUUCCCCCUUUCAAUAUCUUUUUCAAAUUAGGGCAUAGUUGUUCUCAUCCAUGAAAAGAUUGCCAUACAAAAAUUAGAGGAAUAGAUUAAAUUGAAGAGGAAAAAGGAAAAAGAGCAAAAUGAGUGGUCAAAUGGCUCCACCUCCUCCAGUUCCUCGCCGGAAUAGUUCGGCUCAGAAACGGAACAAUCCUUCUACUCUUCGGAAAUCCUCGAAUUCGUCGGAAAAUGGUUCCGUCAACGUUAAUUCUAAUAGCAACAGUGGGUCGCUUACAAAACCUACUUCCCCUGCGCACUCAUCUGGAGGAGGGGAAAGGACGGUGAAAAAGCUGAGGUUGUCAAAAGCACUUACAAUUCCUGAGGGGACAACUGUAUCUGAUGCAUGUAGGAGAAUGGCUGCUAGGCGUGUUGAUGCUGUGUUGCUGACUGAUGCUAAUGCGCUGCUCUCUGGCAUUGUCACUGAUAAGGAUAUUACGACUAGAGUUGUAGCUGAGGAGCUGCGACCAGAGCAGACAAUAGUUUCAAAAGUCAUGACGAGGAACCCAAUUUUUGUAACUUCAGAUUCGUUGGCAAUUGAUGCUCUUCAGAAGAUGGUCCAAGGAAAGUUUCGACACCUUCCUGUUGUUGAAAAUGGGGAAGUUAUAGCUUUGUUGGACAUCACAAAAUGCCUAUAUGAUGCUAUAUCCAGAAUGGAGAAGGCGGCAGAGCAGGGAAGUGCAAUUGCAGCAGCUGUAGAAGGGGUGGAACGACAAUAUGGAAACAAUUUUUCUGCUCCAUCUGCUUUCAUAGAAACGCUUAGGGAGCGCAUGUUCAAGCCUGCUUUGUCAAGUAUCAUGUCCGAGAAUUCCAAGGUUGCAAUAGCAGCACCAUCAGAUCCUGUUUAUGUUGCUGCAAAAAGGAUGCGAGAAUUGCGUGUAAAUUCCAUAAUUAUUAUGACAUCCAACAAAAUUCAGGGGAUAUUAACUUCAAGAGAUAUGCUUAUGCGUGUUGUAGCCCAAAAUCUGUCUCCUGAGCUGACUCUGGUGGAAAAGGUGAUGACACCAAAUCCUGAGUGUGCUACACUAGAUACAACCAUUCUUGAAGCUUUGCAUCUAAUGCACGAUGGAAAGUUUUUACAUCUUCCUGUAGUAGACAGAGAUGGACAUGUUAUUGCCUGUGUAGAUGUUUUACAGAUAACUCAUGCGGCUAUAUCCAUGGUUGAAAGUGGUUCUGAAUCUGUCAAUGAUGUAGCGACCACUGUGAUGCAAAAGUUUUGGGAUUCAGCACUAAAUAUGGAGCCUCCAGAUGAUUAUGACACUCAAAGUGAGCUGUCUAUGUCUGCAUUGAAUACGUCUGAUGGGACAGAAAAUGGGAAAUCUCCAUAUCCAUGUCUUGGUCUUGGGAAUUCAUUUGCCUUCAAAUUUGAGGACUUAAAGGGUCGUGUACACAGAUUCAAUUUUGGCACAGAGAAUUUGGGUGAGCUUGUUUCUGCAGUUAUGCAGAGGAUUGGAGCAGCUGAUGAUCAAAAUCGACCUCAACUCUUGUACGAGGAUGAUGAGGGUGACAAAGUUCUCCUAACAGCUGAUACUGAUCUUAUUGCUGCUGUUAGCCAUGCCAGAUCAGCCGGACUAAAGGUCUUGAGACUACACCUAGACGACUCAGAUACAUGCCAAAGUAAGUCCGAACCAGAGAUUAGUAUGGCCACUGCUGAAAAAUCUGGAUUUUUCUCUCUUGGGAUGGGGAUUUUUGCAGGAGCAGCUGUUCUGACCAGUGUAGGUGUGGUGGUCUACCUAAAGCGUGCAAACACGUGAUUGAUAUGAAAAGGAGCCAAAUAUUUUAGAUUAAUCUGUCUAUUAACAAAACGUACCUUUAGAACUGUUAAUGGAAAAUUAACCCUUGUCUAGUCACUGUAGUUUUUAAAUGUCAAACCGAAUGUAUGGGUGAACAACUCGUGUGAAUAGGUAAUAGUUAUUCAGCAAAAAGAGCACAAAGGAAUGACAGUGGUAUGGCCCAAUGGAGGCUGUUUUGAUCUUCUUGUAAUAAAAAGUUUUGUAAAACUCCCAAAGAAACGAGUUUACAGGUGAUGGGAUCUGUUCCCCAGUUCACUUUGUUGGAGCAUUUGCAUCAAGCACCGAUUUUUCGCUUC